CUGCGCGUCUCAUCCUUCAUCUUCUUCUGGUACUUCCUCAACGCCAUCUUCGCGAUCAUCAACAAGAGGACGCUCUCGGUGUUCCCUUACCCGUGGCUGCUCUCGUGGGUCCAGAUCGCGGUCGGCGCGGCUUUCAUGCUCGUGAUGUGGCGCCUGCGCGUGUUCAAGCCCCCGUCCACCGUCGGAUUCGACGCGAAGUCGUGGAAAGCGCUGUGGCCGACCUCGUGCCUCCACCUCGUAGCGCACGUCACGGCGUGCGCUUCGUACAGCCUAGGGUCGGUGUCGUUCAUGCAGGUGGUGAAGGCUGGGGAGCCCGCGUGCUCCGUGAUUUUGCUCACGCUCUUUUUCGGACGGAAGUACUCCAAGCUGGUGUGGCUGACGCUGAUCCCGAUCGUCGGCGGCGUCGCCGUGGGAAGCACCACCGAGCUCAACUUCUCGAUGGCGUCGUUCGUGUGCGCGAUGAUCUCCAACGUGGCGUCCGCGCUUCGCAGCGUGACGUCCAAGGACCUGCAGGACGCGACGGGCCUAAGAGGGAUCAACCUGUACGGCGCGAUGUCCGUCGUCGGCGCCGUCGUGCUCCUUCCGAUAUCGCUCAUCGUCGAGGGCGCGAAGCUGCCGGCGGCGUUCGCGUCGGCGCCCGCGGGGAUGGCGGCGAAGGGAAUCACCCUCUUCGGCGCGACCGUGCCGUUUCUGGCGUACCUGUUCGUCGGAUCGAUGCUGUUCCACCUGUACAAUCAGACGAGCUACCAGGCGCUCGGCGAGCUGUCGCCGCUGGACAUUUCGGUUGCCAAUGCGGUGAAGAGGGUGGUCAUCAUCCUGGCGUCGGUGGCGGUUUUCAGGAACCCGAUCACUCCGCUCGGCGCGUGGGCGGGCGCGGUGGCGAUCCUGGGCACGUUUCUCUAUUCACUCGCGGCGCAG
This is a messenger RNA of Micromonas commoda, 918 nucleotides long. RefSeq names its product Drug/Metabolite transporter superfamily. The record is from RefSeq and is a predicted model, not a curated record. Gene Ontology annotation, cellular component: Golgi apparatus. The transcript has a single exon. The annotation marks the transcript as partial. NCBI's taxonomy places the organism in Eukaryota, Viridiplantae, Chlorophyta, Mamiellophyceae, Mamiellales, Mamiellaceae. Gene Ontology annotation, molecular function: antiporter activity.